This is a messenger RNA of Dermatophagoides pteronyssinus (European house dust mite), 3558 nucleotides long. RefSeq names its product F-BAR domain only protein 2. NCBI's taxonomy places the organism in Eukaryota, Metazoa, Arthropoda, Arachnida, Sarcoptiformes, Pyroglyphidae. Gene Ontology annotation, biological process: clathrin coat assembly; clathrin-dependent endocytosis. The record is from RefSeq and is a predicted model, not a curated record. Gene Ontology annotation, cellular component: plasma membrane; clathrin-coated vesicle; clathrin-coated pit.
GUUUUAUUAUUUGAAAUAGUAAUCUGCUUUUGACAUUAUAACGAGACCAACUAAUUGAAACAACAAAAUCGCCAUGCAUUGAAAUUUUCGCGAAUUUUUUGUUAGGAUUUUCAAUUUUUCAUUUCAUUAAAAAAAAUUCAAAAUGACUGUUGAUUUUCAAAAUCAUUUUUGGGGCGAUAAACAAAGUGGAUUCGAUGUCCUUUAUCAGAAUUUAAAAUUCGGCUCAUCAGCUGUGAAAGAAUUGUCCGAAUUGUUGCGAUCACGGGCGUUUCUCGAAGAAUAUAACAAUAAUUUUCUGACAAAAUUAUCUCGUAAAGCAAACAGUCCACAACUCGGUACGUUCCAGCCAAUAUGGCAAAUGUUGAAAUUAUCAACCGAAAAACUUUCUUCAGUUCAUCUGGAAACAUUACAACGUCUAAAUCAAUUGAUCAAAGAGAUCAAUAAGUAUAGUGAUGAACAUCAUCGAAAACAGAAGCAGAUAAAAAACGAAGAAAUUUCAACAAUCGAAGCUAUCAAUGAGCUCAAAGAAACGGUGACUGCAUUGAAUAAAGCAAAAGAAUUUUAUUAUUCCAAGACGGUCGAAAUUGAUCGAUUAAGAAAAGAGAAUGCAUCACAAAAGGAUAUUGAAAAAGCCGAAACCCGAGCAAAUAAAGCAUGUGUUGAAUAUCAAAAUCUUAUUGAAAAAUAUAGAAAAAUCAAAGAGGAUUUUGAAAAAAAAUUUUGUCAUUCAUGUCAAAAAUUUCAGAAAAUCGAAGAAAGUCAUAUCAAUGAAAUGAAAAACUAUUUGACAAUUUAUUCUGAAAUACUCGAAAGUGGCCAUGCACUCAUGGGUCAAGUUUAUAAAGAAUUUCGGCAUAAUUUUACCGAAUUGUCUACAACAAAAUUAUUGGAAACUUUUAUAAAUUCAAAAGCAACCGGAUCGAAUCGACCAGCUGUAAUAAAUUUUGAAGAAGCAAACCUUACAAAUUCGGCUAAUCAAAUUUCGAAUCAACAGCAAUCGGCUGCGAAUUCCAAUACGGCCAUAACUGCUACAACGAUGUCCGGAACUAUCAAAAAAGAUUUAAUUCAAUCGACUACUGCUACCAACACAAACGUUAAUAGUUUAUUCAAUUCAUCCAACUCAUUUUAUCACUCUAAUGACAUCGCCGAUUUGUUUCCAACAUCAACACAAUCAUCCAAUUUGAAUGAUAAUCUUAAUAAGGAAAACAAUACAAUUAAUAACAACAAUAGUAAUAACAGUAUUAUAGCCGAUUUUGCUGAUCAUCAUUUGACGAAUUCAAUUAAUAAUCACUUGUUGCCUUUAAAUUUAUCACAAUCAUCAUCGUCUUCUAUUCAACCGCCGCCGUCUAUAUCCGUUACUUCGAAUCAUAAUUUCAACAAUAAUAAUAAUAGUAGUAGCAAAAAAGAUGAGCCAGAAAAAUUGGCCUAUGACAACGAUUCACUCAAAAGUUAUCCAAAAUGUUAUUCAACAAUAAAUUCAUUAGAAGGUUUUGUUUCCCAAUCAAAUCAUCAUAUGCAAAACAGUGCAAUGAUCUGUGAUACAAAAUCAUCAUCAAAAGAUCACCAUAAAAGUUUUCCUGAUCUUAUUCAUCAUCAUCAUCAUCAUCUUACGCUAAGUCGUACGCCUAAAUGGUUUCUACGAGGUCGGAAAGAUAAGAAAAACAAAAAUAAACAAAAAAAUUUAGAUGAAGAAUUGAAUAAUAAUUCAAAGAUUGGUAUCAAAUCGGACAGUACUGGUGAUGCAAGUUUUAUGUCAGCAAACGAUAUCAAUAGUACUCACCGAAAAGAAUUGAUGAUAGAUUCGGAAGGCUAUACAAUUCGACCACCAGAUCCAGUGAAAGAUGAAAGUUUUUCCAGUAGCGAUUCAGAUUCCGAUGCGGAUGAAAAAGAGAAAAAAAUUUUUGUUAAAAUCAAUCCAUUGUCUGCGGUAACUUCGUCAUCAUCGGUCGACAAUCAACAAUUGGUGCUUAGUGCUGCGGCUCUUACAUUGGCACCAUCAUUAAACACUAGCCGUCGUUCACGUGAUUCGGUUAAUCCAUCUCCAUCGAAUCAAGAACGUUCAACGCCAUCAAUUGCUAAUUCAAGUCUGAAUAAAACAAACAAUCUUUUGAACUUGUUUUCAGACCCACCGAAAACGUCAAUUGAUUCGAAUGUCAUGUCAAAUAUAGUAGCACAAACCAGCGAUUCAUUGGUCACACCAAUAACGUCUACCAAAAUUGACCGUUAUGCUGCUUUUAGUGAAUUAUCGGAAACAACCAAUACUGUACUAAAAACAAGUGAUGAAGAACCAAUCGAGGCAUCCGGUACUACGACGCCAACUUCAUCAACAUUCAAUGUUCUACCAUUGCCGCCUAAAAGUUCUGAUACAAAUUGCCAUUCGGCAUCAGUGCCAUCAUCAAUAUCUGGAUCGAUUUUGACAACGACUUCAAACUCUUUGAACUUAUCGUGUUUAAUGGCCAAAUCUACUUCGGCUUCCUCAUUCAAUACAAAUUCAUUCAGUGUCUUUAAGCCUCAACAACCAACACCGCUUCCUCAACAUCAACUAUACAGAUCACAAACAUCAUCAACAUCAUCUAUGACUAUGAACGGGAUGAUGUCUCGAGCCGAAAGUAUGAUUUCUUUAUCUAGUGAUUUUCGAAUGACACCGAUAUCGCUUUGUUCAUCACGUGAUUCAUCACCGUUAACCAUUGGAAUGUCUGAUACAAUUCCUGUUGCUUUAGCUUUUCAAGAAUCCGUUGGGUCCUGUUUCAAAGGUGUUGAUGAAAAUCUUUCUAGGAUAACAAUAAUUGGCUGUAUUAAGAUUGCUUUUUCAGCCGGCAUAGUACAGAUUCUAACCUCGAAUCCUUAUUUACCUCAAUUGACAUUCAAAUUAAAGCACGCGAAUCGUUUGGAAAAGAUUAUUCUUUCGAAUGAUCUUGUUGUAGAAGUUGAUACGAAAGAUGAUUAUAUUAUUUAUGAAAUGAAUAUGAAUAAUCUACAAUCGACGAUCCAACGCUUGCACAAUCAAUCACCGAAUGCUCGAUACUAUAAUCUAGAUAUAAUAAAAUAUCAAGCUCAUUCGAAGUAUGGAGCGAAAAAUGCUCCGUUACAAUUAGUUUCUCAUUGGAAAUGUGAUGAAAACCAUACAAAUUUGAAAAUUGAUUACAAGUAUAAUCCAUCAGCUUUUGUAGUAGCUCCACAACCAUUACGAAAUGUUCUGUUUACGGCUAACAUCGAUUCGAAUGUUAUUUCGAUGGUUUCGCAGCCGUUUGGAAAAUGGGAUUCACUUACUAAACAAGCAACAUGGAAAUAUCCGGAAAUAUCACAAACGACCGAAAAUUCUGGCCUUGGUUCAAUCAAAGCCAAAUUCGAUAUUGCCAAUGGUGGUCCUUCCUGUCCAUCAUCUGUCUAUGUACAAUUUCAAUGUAUUGAUACUAUUCUUUCGGGUGUGGAUUUCGAACUAAUUGGCAACGGAUUUCGUUUAUCAUUGGUCAAACGACAAUUUUGCACUGGUCGUUAUUAUUGUGAACCAGGAACCAUAACAAAAUAGCAAUAAUUAGUGAUAAAUUUAUUUUUUUU